AUGGCUCUUGGCGACGAAACGACAGUCCCUCAAGGUUCUAGCCGCUAUUCGAUAAUCAAUUGCACUGCGCCUGAGCUGCUCGUUCUUACAGAACCAGCACCACUACACACCAGAGAAAGCGACAUUUGGUCUCUGGGUUGUACUGGGAUGGAGCGGACACCGGCUCUAUCAUAUUAUUCCUCCUAUUCUGUAAACGCCGUAUUAAGCAACGAAGUCCCCUUCAAGGAGUUUCGUAUGGGAGGCCCAGAAUGA
Molecule: messenger RNA, 252 nt
Organism: Cantharellus anzutake
Lineage: Eukaryota; Fungi; Basidiomycota; Agaricomycetes; Cantharellales; Hydnaceae
Exons: 2
Coding region: 1-252 (83 amino acids)
Source: RefSeq, a predicted model, not a curated record